GUUCUGUACAGCAGGAUGCUCAGUGGGUCAUUUGACUUCCAAAAAACUCACUUCUGUGAGUCAGUCCAAGAGCCUCACGUUGGUCAGCACUUCUUCAAUGUUGACUAUCUCAUUAUUGCAAGCAUUCUAGCACGACGCAUAGGUGACCACUUGGAGUCUCAGCCCAAGAGGCAGAAAUCAAAUGGUUUACCCUCUUUCUGGGUAACGUUCAAAACAUUAUGCCCCAGGGUAAAGUGGUCCUACAUCCAGAAUGCUUUAGAGGAACAAAAACAGUUGAAUUCUGCAUGGUGUCAAGACUUAAUAAUGUUGGAAAACCUCCUAAGACAUUCCGAGGAUACUGAAUGUUCUCCAGAGUCAUACAAACAGCUGUGCCAAGGCUGUCCCCUAACUCCAGUUCUCUUGACUCUCAUUUUGAAGAGCAUUUUCUCAAAUCUCAUUGGGCAUUUAGAGCAACUAAGAAUUCUUGUCUUCAGACAAAGCAUAAUUAUCUGUGUUCAGCUGGAAGAUGAAGACAAGGUAGAGGCCACACUGAUGGACCUGUCAAAUGACCUUGGGAUGAGUGACAUUGUGGUACUUUCAAGAAAAAGUGGGUUUCUGACUGUAAGAGAAUAUGAGUUUGAAAAUUGGGACGCUGAGUUUGAAUCGGAUGACGAAACAUAUUUCACUAGUGGAGAGGAGGAUGGGGUAGAAAACUGGUCUGAGCAGGACAAAUCUGAUGAAACUUGCCAAGAGAGUGACUAUGAAGAUGUGACUAUGAGGGAUGCGGAGGAUAAAUUCCAUGAGGAUGAGUCAGUGCUGAGGCCUACUUUUCACCAUAGGCAAACCAUGUAUGCAGUAGUUACCUUGAUCUCGGGGGAAGUGGUGGUGGUAGCAAAAAACUGGUUGACUGAGGACAGAAAGCAAUCCUACUGGCCACCAUUUAAAUCACCUGAAUAUUUCACAGCAGCUCUUGUGAACAGAUCUCCACCUUCAACUCAAGGAAAACAGUGGGAGAAAAUAGAUAUCACUUUCAAUGGAGAAUAUGGCACUUAUGUUCAUGCAAAGAAAAUACAGCGAGAACUUAGUGGCUCAAAGGUUCAGAAGGAGGGGUUACCGUUUGGAGCAGCACCUCUAAAAAGAAGGAAACUACAAGCAGAGAAGAGUUCAGAUCCUUUCCUAAUGCCAGCAGCACCAUCCCAGCCAACUCUGACAGCUGGGACCAAACGUCCAGCUGCACCAAGACCCCCUGGCUCCAGCUCAAAUGAGAAUCAAAAACUCUUCAAAUUGCUGAGGGAAAUCAACAACAAAGUCCAAGAAAAUUCCAUCAUGUUGAAAGAAUUACUGAGCAGAUCUGACCAAGCUGGACUACCUAGCAGCACGAGCACGCUGUCAGAAACAUUCCAGGCCAAACUGCCACUUAAUAGCCUUGAAGAACUUAACGUAAUUGAAAAUAAGCUCAAAGACAAGAAGACUAGGCAAACUUAUAUAGAUUACUUGUCAAGACUCGGAGGCUUUGGUCAGAAGCAGAUUGUGAGAAGGAUGUUGGAUUCAGUUAUGACUGAUGAUCUUGCUGAGUCAUUCAACUGGCAAGGAAGGCAAAAUAAAAAAGCCAUAAGUGGUCUCGAAUUAAUCAGAGUCAUCAAAGGUGCUGCACUAUACCGUGGAGUAAAUGAUGCUGAAGCUGAAAAGGAAAUCAAGAACUGGCUGAGAUUUGCUUCAGAUCGGAAUGCUAGGAAGAAAUUGAAAGACUUAAAAGAUAAUGAGGCUGGAAACCCAACAGUAACUUCUGUCAGUGCCUCAGACAAUUCCUGUGAUUCCAUGGCUGGUCAGGAUGCUAUAAUUCCCUCUUAUUUGUUUUGUGACUUCAAUUCAAGAUGAAGUUCAACUGCUCUCAGAAGUCACAGUGACUGUCAGUGACAACAAAAGCAUUGUAUGCAUUAUUAUAAUAUGAAUCAUUUAGCACUUGUAGUCUAUUGAAUCAAAGUGAUAUAUUCUGUCAUGUAGAAGAAGAGAAAAUUACUGUUGUUUGUACAAUCUUGUUCUGAUUAAACAAAAAUUGUCAGUUACAUCUUUAUGUAUAAUAUACAUAUCAUCCACUGUCUCAGCAUAUUCCAGCCGGAUUUUAAUGUGAAAUCUCCUGUAUGGA
Messenger RNA from Colossoma macropomum (tambaqui), 2125 nucleotides. RefSeq lists its product as uncharacterized. The record is from RefSeq and is a predicted model, not a curated record. Lineage: Eukaryota; Metazoa; Chordata; Actinopteri; Characiformes; Serrasalmidae. The transcript has 8 exons. The coding region runs from base 16 to 1857 and encodes 613 amino acids.